AACUCUCCGUCAGACAUGCAUGCAGCUUACGGCUACGGUUACAACCCACGGCAGGACUACAGGCACGAACAACGAGAGAGAGAGUGCGCUGCCUACGAACCCUUCCGGUGUCCAGGUGGAAACGUGUGUAUCUCAAUCCAGUACUUGUGUGACGGCGCCCCCGACUGCCCUGAUGGUUACGACGAGAACCUCCGGCUGUGUACUGCAGCCAAGCGACCCCCUGUGGAGGAGACCGCAUCUUUCCUCCAGUCUCUUCUCGCCUCCCACGGCCCCAACUACCUGGAGAAGCUCUUCGGCACAAAGGCACGCAAUGCCCUGAAGCCUCUUGGUGGCGUACAGAAGGUGGCCGUGGCUCUCUCAGAGUCCCAGACCAUCGAUGAGUUCGGCCGCUCUCUGAACCUGAUGAAGAGCGACGUGGAGCACCUGCGUUCUGUGUUCAUGGCUGUGGAGAACGGAGACAUCGGCAUGCUUAAGUCCUUGGGCAUUAAGGACUCUGAGCUCGGGGACGUCAAGUUCUUCCUGGAAAAGCUGGUCAACACUGGAUUCUUGGACUGAGAAGGGACGCUGACGAAAGAGUAAAUGACCAAGAGGAAGAAAGAAAGAAGAGGAAGGAUUUUCAGUUCUUUAAAUAAAAUAAAAGGGAUGAAAAUGUGAAUGUAAAAAAAAAAAAAAAUGUUGAUGACUAAAUGAAAACAAGAAAUAUGAAAGGGGAUGAAAGUGGAGAUGGUAAAUGCAGAUCAGAAGGAGUAGGAUGAAACAAUUUCAGAUCUUGGAUCUAUGGACAUGGGCCUUUGCUGUAUGACUGUUGUCAGUGUGAUCAAAGUUAACAAUAAAUACUCAUGAGGCAGAACUCUGGACCAAUUGGUGUCUGUAAUAUCAUUUUACUUAUGACCGAUAAUAAAGCUGAUAUAAGUAAGAUUGCUAGAACAUAUAUGCAAAAUACUAGUUCUGAUUGUGAGAUACAUACAUAUAUAUAUAUAUAAAAUAACAUAAGUAACUCCACACUGAUUCAAGAUAUCCUGAAGUAUUAUAUAAACAAUGACAUUUAAGAAAGUAGAGUAGUCAUUUAAAAGCAUUAAAACCUGGUCACUUUUAAGUGAGAUACAGAGCGUAAUUCAGUAGAAUUUAAUGUUAUUAUUUAAAUUAUGUAUGAUAGACCAAAAUACAAAUACACUUAAUUAAGGUUAAGUUAAUGUAUAGCACAUUAUGCUUAUCUAAUAAUAUAAUUAUUAAAAAUAUUUUUGUGAAUAUAUUGUAAGCAUUUAUUCUGUUAUUACCCACUGUAUUUUAGUGAACGGAUUUCUCUAAAUAUUUUCUGUGAUAUCUUUUUAUUUGAGAGAAUACACAAAUUUUCUUUUUUGAUGUUUAUACAUCAGUCAUAUCUUUAUGUGCAUCCUCUCUUGUUUUCUAUAUGCUAAUCCUUUUGACUUCUGUGUAACAAUCGGUAAUUUAGACAACCAUUGUGUGGACAGACAAAAAGUAAUAGAAUGCUGAAAAUUUCCCUGUGCACAAAGUCUAAGCCAAAAUUUGUUCUGCAUACAAAAAUAAACUUUUGAAAAUGUUGCUAUUUAAUGUUGUUUUUCUGUUCAAACUUAUACAGUAGAGCUGAAUAUCAUCUGAAAGUUUAUAUUAUUUAGCCAUGUGAUUCUCCAUAACUCAGUAAACUAUUAUGGUUAUUCAAAUUUAACUCAAAAUAGCAAGAAACUUAAUAUGUGUGAUGUGCAGUUCUGGAAGGGAACUGAAUCACUUGUAAAUUAUUCUGAAUUAUACCCAUUUUUUUUUCUGAUUAAAUGAACUUCCUCUUAGAUUAGUAGUUUGUUUUAUUUGAAACUGGGAAGAUGGUGUGUCCUGGCAUUGCCUUGGUAGCAGCCCGAUACUCAACCAAACCAACAACCAGUUACUAACCAUGACUAUAUUCUAGGACUCACCCUCUUUUCAUACCGUGAAUAUACAUUUUUAUAUCCCCUCUUCAGUACGAGCCUUUCAGAUUACUUUGUGUAUAUUUAUUUUUUAUUUUUAUUUUUUUUCACACAAGGCUAUUACAGUUUUCAACAGCAUAAUACAGUAUGUUUGAUUUUCCUUUGAAUUAAAUUCAUAUAUACGAAAAAAAAAUCUGAUUUGAAAAAUAUAUCAGCACAAUUAAUGAAAUUAGUUUACCUGUUAUUCAAAUGAACAUAAUUAAGCUGAGACUUCAAGCAUGUGUACUUGUAAUUGAAUCUUUCUCAAUUUUAGAAAAUGUCUUUCCAAAAAGGACACACACGAUGGUUGUUGUUUAAAUCUAAAAAAAAAAAAAAAAAAAAAAAAAAAAAAAAUGGUCUACCUAUUCCUCACAUGUGAUAUGUUUUGUCAGAUAUUAUAUGCAUGCAUGGUUCUCUGCUUUUGACUAAAUGUACAGAUGCACAAAAUGUAAUGUUCGAUGGCCGUGAUUCUUUAGUGUAGAGGGCAAUAAUAUCACGUGUUUCUUUUCUUUCUUCCUUUAAGAGUUUGCCUCACGCCCAGCUGGUUUUGUUUUUUUAGCGAUAAAGGAAAAUGUGGUAACUUUAUCCCCUUUAUUAGGUGAAGAAACAGACUUAAAUUUUGAUUUCUACAUUUGUUCUCUUUUUCUCUCACUUCUAUCCUGUUAUUUUUUUAGGCUGGAGGACUGUAGUCAGGUGCAAUAAAAAAAAAGUAAAUUUUUUGAAUGUGAACAAAAAGCAAUAGGAAAAAAUAAUGUUUCAGCUUACAUGGAUACAGUGUGAACAUAUGAUCCAAUAGAAAAUCUGUACUAUAUUGUUGCUCUCACCAAUUUCACUUCUUCGAAAAAUCACAAGUGAAACGGUCUCAAUCACUGAUACAAAACGAUGUUCCAUUUCCAGUUGAAUAUCGUCUAAAAAUCUCUUACAAUUUCAUGAAUAACAUUACAAAGAUAUGCAAGAACAAAUUUGUACACUUUGAAUGAUAAGCAAAAGGUCUGUAACUUUUGCCUCUGUUAGUGGAACUGUUAACCACACUGUUUGGAGUAUUGAGCUGUUAAUUUUGAAUCUAAUAACCAAUGAACUUUCUAUCAUAGAGAUUAGAAGUAUGAUGAACCACUGCAUAGUUUAUCAUACUAAAUGAUUACAUACAGAAUAUCAAAAUUAUGAAAAACAACUGGUGAAUAAUUUCAGUAUAAUAAUUUUAUCAUGACCUGACCUUCUUUGUAAAGCACAGUGUUUCCUUUCAGCUAAAAUAAAAUUAUAAUAUUUC
Molecule: messenger RNA, 3225 nt
Organism: Penaeus chinensis
Lineage: Eukaryota; Metazoa; Arthropoda; Malacostraca; Decapoda; Penaeidae
Product: IDLSRF-like peptide
Exons: 5
Coding region: 16-555 (179 amino acids)
Molecular function (GO): protein binding
Source: RefSeq, a predicted model, not a curated record